Dentiscutata heterogama is the source of this 540-nucleotide messenger RNA. Lineage: Eukaryota; Fungi; Glomeromycota; Glomeromycetes; Diversisporales; Gigasporaceae. The record is from the annotation of a GenBank genome assembly.
AAACCCAUGCUAGAAUAUGAUUCGCUCUUUACCAUUCUUGAACGUGGGAGAAACGUCGCACGCAGAGUUUUAGUGGCUUCUUCUCCAUUAUAUCAACCACUCGACAAAGCCGCUCAAACCGGUUACGAGGUUUCAGUUCUUAAGCGUGUGAAAAGAAGUAUUUUUGAUGAUGAUGUAAACACGCAACAAAUAGAUCAUACCGUUAGUGGCUUUCAACAACCACCACAUUUCGAGAUGGAAAAAGAGCAAUGUGUUGAUGAACUUCUCCAUCUCAAGAUCUUGGAAUCCUUACUCGAUUAUCACGCACCCGCCACUUUGGUCCUUGCUAGCGGCGAUGGUAAAGACGCAGAAUAUUUCCAAGGAGGAUUCCACAAGUGUAUAAUUAAAGCUUUGGAACGAGGAUGGAAAGUCGAAGUCGUUAGUUGGCAACGUCAGUUGAGUCAAAACUUUCUGAACAAGAAGUUCUUGAACAAGUGGCAAGGCCUUUAUCAUGUCGUCUUUUUGGAUUGGUUCGCCAAGGAGUUGGGAUGCGACAUGUAA